AUUCUGAGCGGAUCUUUAAUAUGACUCGGGAACACCGAGUUGUCUCAGAGAGUGACUCAUUCAUUUUUCACUGCAUCCCCAUCGGUUCUGUACCGGAAACAGAAAUGAUUAGUUCAUGUCUCGAGUCUUCGGGUUCGAGUCGUUCGUUCUUCCGGUGACCGCCACAUAGGCAAUGCACCAUGAAGUACCGGAAACGGUAUGAACGAACUACUCGAACCUGAAGACUCGAGAGGUGAACUAAUCAUUUCUGUUUCCAGGGAACAGACAUGACAAAUGAGACGUGACAAAAGAAAGAAAAAAAUCGGAUCAGUAGGUGAACUAACACACUGCAUCGCCUGAAGACCAGCGAACCUAUUAAUGAAUCAUUUCUGUUUCUCAUAAUUGGCUAUAUUAGCCUAUAGUUUAUUUUACAGUUUAUAAAGUACUAGAUGUGUUCGGGAAUUUAACAUGUAACAUUUUAAUUAUAUUCUGCUGAAAUGAACGACAUGACUCGUAAAAAUAUUCGUUAAUUUUGCUGAACGAGAUUCAAAGAUCCGAGUCAGUAAAAUGAUCCGAACUUCCCAUCACUAGUGUACAGUAGUGUAUAAAGUAUUUAAGUGUUUACGUCAUGCACUAAGGCGGGGUCAGCGCUACAUCCCAAACAGCAUACUAUUCAAUAGAACAGCGCCUCUAGCGCCUCUGUUUAGUGGUAUUUAGUGACACUCUUCAGUGCAGUAGUGUGUGGUUUGGGACGUGGCCAGAGUGACUGAGGGAGGACUGUUUAUUUCAGCCUGGUUUAAAUACAGCAGCAGUAGUGCAGGAGACGGGCAGUUCGGACGAUGGACUGAAGUGUUGCCUGAUGACCACAGCAUCGUAGAGAGCUUUCUGCACUGUAGAGUCGGACCAUGAAUUACGUGGGACAGCUAGCCGGUCAGGUGUUUGUGCAGGUGAAGGAGCUAUACCGAGGCCUUAACCCAGCCACCUUGUCUGGCUGUAUAGAUGUCAUUGUGGUGCGUCAGCCUGACAGCUCCCUACAGUGUUCACCCUUCCAUGUCCGCUUUGGCAAGAUGGGUGUUCUGAGGUCAAGGGAAAAAGUGGUUGACAUAGAGAUUAAUGGAGAGCCAGUAAGCCUACACAUGAAACUGGGGGAGAAUGGUGAAGCCUUUUUUGUCAGGGAGACUGAGAGUGACAUGGAGGUGGUACCAUCCCAUCUGGCCACAUCUCCAAUAAUGACUGAUGGCUUAGCAUUGUUGGAAUCCCAGAUGGGGAAAAGUGUCUCUCGUCUGAUUGAGCCUAUAACUGGAACGUCCAUCCAAUCUGUUGGCCCCCCAGGAGAGAAUGGUAUGAAGAAGAGGAGGAAGAGGAGAAAGAAAUCCAAAUUAGACAGUCUGAAGCGAGGGGACAAUGGAGACUCAGAGAAUGAGGACAUGUUUCCCAUUGAUUUGAGUUCUGAUGAAGACACAGACACCACACCUAGCAGAGCUAUGUCAUAUGACCCAUAUGCUGAACAGGUGAAUAGUGGUCCAUCCAGUAGCUCCUUCAUGCAGAGCAAUGAGUACUCACAAUGCAAUAAAGCUUGGACAAGUAUGCAAAGAACAAGUGUGGGACAAGCCUGUACUCUGUCUGUCCCAAUGAAUGGAGGUCUGUCCAUCUCUUGCCCGCAACAAUCAUCCACAUUUCCAGAUACAAUCAGUAUGGGACAUGGCUUUUUGCCUUCCACACCCAAGAGUGACUCAGAGUUGCUAGUCAGACAGAUGACCAAGGAGAAGGCAGAGAACCCUGAGAUGCUGUGGGCAUGGGGAGAACUCCCUCAGGCUGCCAAGCCCAUGUUCAAGCAGUCCAUCACAGAGCCCAUGGUGGUGACUCCAGCACUGAUCCCCAUGUCAAACAGCACACACUUUAGGGCUAUCACAGGAGAUGGGAUGGUGAAAAAAGUGGAGGAAAAACCUAAUGUACUCGGGGCUGAAGAGGUAGCAGCUUCAGCAUCUGUACUUGCUCCAUCUAAGGAGGUGGAAGUCAUCGGUGCAGCAGCUCGCUAUAUUGCCGAUCUGGAGGAUGAACAGAGUCCUGGGUUCCAGAUCCACAGUAAAACUGACUCUCCAUCAAAAAGGAAAGACAAAAGAAAUCAUCAUCUUGGAUCAGAUGGUGUUUAUCUGGAUGACCUUACAGAGCUGGAGCCUGAAGUAGCAGCACUCUAUUUUCCUAAGAAUGAUGGCACAGGGUUAGUUAGGGAUAGGACAGAGAUGAGGAGUGCCAGUCAGUCGCCUCAGUCAAUGGGAAGCAGUGGCAUGGAUAGCGGAGUGGACAGCUUUUCUGAUCAGUCAGGAGAGAUGCCCAAUAUUGCCAUUUCUCUUUGUGGAGGAUUGGCAGAGAACCGAGACAUCACUCAAGUGGAGUUUGAGGAAAAAGCAGUAUCUUAUCAGGAGUUUGCUAAUAAUCCAUCAAUUAUUGAUGACCCUGAUCUGGUUGUAAAGAUUGGAGUCAAGUAUUAUAACUGGAGUACAGCCGCUCCUCUUGUGCUGGCUAUGCAGGCUUUCCAGAAACCCUUGCCAAAGGCUGCAUUGGAGAACAUUGUGAAGGAGAAAAUGCCCAAGAAAGGUGGACGUUGGUGGUUCUCAUGGCGGGGGAGAAACAGCAGCUCUAAGUCGGAAUCUGCUGAAAGUGGGGAGCAGACACUAAGCAAUAGGUUAAAGGAUGAAUCAUCCUCGAGUGAUGAUGACAGCAGACCUGCUAAGCAGAAUUCAGCAUGUAGUGAGACAGAGCCUCUUCCCAGCUCCAGCAGUGUCUGUUACAAGAAGACUCUCCGCCUGUCCUCAGAAGAGCUGGCCAGUCUGCAGUUAAAAGAAGGCGCCAAUGAUGUGGUAUUCAGCGUCACAACUCAGUACCAGGGCACCUGUCGUUGUGAGGGCACCAUUUAUCUGUGGAACUGGGAUGAUAAGAUUGUCAUUUCAGAUAUUGAUGGCACAAUCACCAGGUCAGAUACCCUUGGACACAUUCUGCCAACACUGGGCAAAGACUGGACCCAUCAGGGUAUAGCCCGCCUCUACCACAAAGUUAGCCAGAAUGGCUAUAAGUUUAUGUAUUGCUCUGCACGAGCAAUUGGUAUGGCUGAUAUGACAAGAGGCUACUUGCACUGGGUAAAUGAGAGAGGCACCAUGCUACCUCAGGGUCCUGUUCUCCUCAGCCCAAGCAGCCUGUUCUCUGCACUACACAGGGAGGUCAUUGAGAAAAAGCCAGAAAAGUUCAAAAUUGAGUGUCUGACUGACAUCAAGAACCUUUUCUAUCCAAACACAGAGCCCUUCUAUGCUGCUUUUGGAAACCGUGCAACUGACGUGUAUUCAUAUAAGGAGGUGGGAGUGCCGCUGAACAGGAUCUUCACUGUGAACCCUAAAGGAGAGCUCAUUCAAGAGCAUGCUAAGACCAACAUAUCAUCAUACAGCCGUCUGUGUGAGGUGGUCGAUCACAUCUUUCCAUUGCUGAUUAGAGGCAAUACAUCUGACUUCCCCUGCUCAGACACCUACAGCCAGUUCACUUAUUGGAGAGAGAAGCUACCAGAGCUAGACAAGCAUGAUCAGAAUGUGGAAAAGAGCUGAGGGGAUUGACAUGUGGCCACAGGUUUUCCCUUACUGAAAAAUAGCACAUUUCUAAUGCAACCUUGUCAUGUCUGUCCUCUCACACACAAAUAACAUGACCCUUUUUAGUAACAUUUGAUUUAUACUCAUAUUUCUAUUGGUAUCAACAUCAAUAGUUUCAAUGUCAAUUGUUUCAAUUAUUAAUUUUUAUGUUACAGUUACAGUAGCAAUUCUGUUAUUCUAUUAUAUCCAUUACUCAAGCAAUUGGGAUGUCAAUCUUAAAGCUGCAGUAUUGAAAUUUUGACUCUCUAUCACCAUCUCUGUUUGAAACAUAAAACUGCAAGUUACUUGUGGGGGUUUUUUUUGUUUGUUGUUUUUUUGGGGGGUUUUUUUAUGUGGAUUGCGCUUCGGCACUGCUUCUCUGUGCGGAUGAAUCUGAUGGUCUGAGAUAUACAUAUGUGUUGUACAGUGGAGGAAAUGAGUAUUGAAUGUGUCAACAUUUUUUUCAGUAAAUAUAUUGCCAAUGAGAUUAUUCACAUUAAAUUUUCACCAGACUUUGGUAUUAACUCAAGAAAUCCACACUUAUAAUGAAAUCCAAGCAUUAAUGUCCAUAAAUGAAGUUAUGUGUAAUAAAGUGGAAUGACACAGAAAAAAAGUAUUGAACACGCUAACUGAAAUUUAUUUAAUACUUAGUGGAGAAGCCUUUGUUUGUAAUGACAGCUUCAAGACACUUCCUGUAUGAAGAAAUUAAUGGGCCGCAGUAUUCAGGUAUCAUUUUGGCCCAUUCUUCUAAAAAUAUUGUCUUUAAAUCUUGUUCAAUUGGAUUGAAGUCAGGUGAUUGACUGGUCCAUUUUAACAACUUGAUUUUUUUUUCUCUGAAACCAAUUGAGAGUUUCCUUUGCUGUAUGCUUUGGAUUGUUGUCUUGCUGGAAGUUCACCCAUGUCUCAUUUUCAUCAUCCUGAUGGAUGGCAGCAGAUUCUUCUCAAGAAUCUCAGGUAAAGGAUUCCUUCAUCGUUCCUUCAAUUAUAUGAAGUCUGCCAGCACCAUGUGAUGAAAUAACCCCACACCAUGAUGCUUCCACCUCCAAACUUCACUAUUGGUAUAGUGUUUUUAGGGUAAUGUGCAGUGCCAUUUCUUCUCCAAACAUGGUGGGUAGUAUGACACCCAAAAAGUAAAAUUUUGCUCUCGUCUGACCAGACUACACUCUCCCAGUAUUUCAUAGGCUUGUCCAAAUGAGUUGUAGCAAACUUUAAACGAGCUUCAACAUGCCUUUUCUUUAGUAAUGGAGUCUUGCAGGGUGAGUGUGAGCAGUGGCGUGCAUUGCCUAUUGUUUUCUCUGUGAUGAUGGCACCUGCUGCCUCCAAGUGUUUCUGGAGCUCUUUCCGAGUGGUCCUUGACUCUUGGGCUACUCUUCUGACUAUUCUUCUGACUCCCUGGUCAGAAAUCUUGUGAGGAGCUCCUGUGCAUGGCCAGUUGAUGACGGAGUGAUAUUGCUUCCACUUGUGGUAAUGGCCCCAGUGAUGCUUACUGAAGGAUUCAGAAGUUUUGAAAUAUAUCUGUAUCUGAUUCAUCAAUAUGUUUCACAACAAUAAGGUGGUGAAGGUCUUGGGAGAGCUCUUUGCUUUUACCCAUCAUGAGAUGUUUCUUGUGUGAUACCUUGGUAACGAAAAGCCUUUUUAUAGACCAUUAAUUUACUAACCCAACUGAUAUUAAUUUGCACAGAGAGGAGGUAUAAUUACUUUCUGAUUUCAGCUGGUUAACCCUAACCCUUGCCUUACCUUGUCUUGAAGAACUGAUUUUUCUUAGCGUGUUCAAUACUUUUUUCCCGUGUCAUUCCACUUCAUUACACAUAACUUUAUUUAUGGACUUUAAUGUUGUGAAUUAUUUAUAUUUCCAGGUUUCUUGGGUUAAUACUGUUGUCUGGAGAAAAUUCAUGUGAAUAGCCUCAUUGGAAAUAUAUUUACUGAAAGAAAUGUUGACGCGUUCAAUACUUAUUUCCCCCACUGUAUAUUAGCUCCAAUACUUGCCAACAGAGGUGGUGGCGGAUACAGUUUUCUUGCAGUAGAAGUGAGUUGCUCUCUCUCAUAGCUAGCAGAAAAUAAGCGCAAUUUACCAUAUUGGCCAUAGCAAAAAAAAUAAUAAAUAAAAAAAACACCAGGAAACACAAUAUCUAGAUUAAUCAAGCUAAAAAGUGCGUUAAUUUUGCUAGCUACCUAUUGAGCCACUGAAAUAUCUUACCUGUUCAACAGAGAAAAAUCCCUCUCUGCAUCAGUAUUCAAUCUCUUCAGAUCUCUCAGUUACCACCACCUCUCAAAAGCCAUGGCGAUAUUUAUUGUCAUUUUAACACAGGCUCUGUCGCUUUCCAUUUUUUACUGCAGGCUCUCCGCAAUUCGAGGCUUCUUCGUUUUGACAACAGCUGAUUCUCCAGAUUUCAGAGAUGAUUGCGUUUAGAACCAUCCAGAUUAAAAGCAGCCAUCUAGAUGACGUUUAAAUUAUAAGCAAGUCUUGUAAGGAGAAACUACAAACACGCCACCAUCCUCAGCCCCCAUACGCGAUAUAGUAGCCGGUUCUUCUUCUUUCUGUUUAUGGACGUGAUGUUACCAUGCAAAUUUCGUAAAACUGGCGUUUCCUGCAAAAUCUGACCCGACAGCUCAAAUUAUAAAUCAUUAUAAGCUUACCGUUGCGAAUCUGGGUAUGCUAAGAGGACAGUUUUGAACACUGAUUUUUUUACAUACUUGCUCAAUAAUUGAUUUUUGUUCAUUUUUAACCAAAAAAAGUUCAAUAUUGCAGCUUUAAUUUGUGUUCUGUCAAAGCAUAUUACCCAUAUUUUUACCUGUCUAGUGAAAAUUAAAACAUGUAUGACUUCCUUUAUCUCAAUGGCAAUAAGACUGAGCUCGCCGCUGAAACUAUGUUUAACAAAUCUAAUCUCAUAGCCCUUCACAUUGGCUAUUUCUGUUUUAUAUGCAACUUUGUCUCACCUACACCCUCUGAUCCUCUACUCAUGUCUGAUAUUAUUAGAAUAGAUUUGACUUCAUGUGAGGAAAAUGGGUUAUACAUCUUGUAAAACUGUAAUAUUUAAGUAACAAAUGUGAAGUAACAUUUUGUACUGAUAUUAAUGACUUACAUAAAGAGGAUGCUGGAAGUCUGUGGUACUCUCUCAGGUUUAACACCAUUUAUAUUUAGUUCAGUAAUUACAGUAUAUCACAAACAUUAUAAAUGCAACACCUGUGCCUGAUUGAAACUGUUCAGAAACAAAUAUAAAUUCUAGUCCACAUUAUAAUUAUG
Ictalurus furcatus (blue catfish) is the source of this 6837-nucleotide messenger RNA. RefSeq names its product lipin 1a (gene lpin1a). The transcript has 22 exons. The record is from RefSeq and is a predicted model, not a curated record. Lineage: Eukaryota; Metazoa; Chordata; Actinopteri; Siluriformes; Ictaluridae. Bases 885 to 3572 code for a protein of 895 amino acids. Gene Ontology annotation, cellular component: mitochondrial outer membrane; nucleus. Gene Ontology annotation, biological process: positive regulation of transcription by RNA polymerase II; cellular response to insulin stimulus; fatty acid catabolic process. Gene Ontology annotation, molecular function: transcription coactivator activity; phosphatidate phosphatase activity.